CUCCACUGCCGGUGGGAAGGGCUCCGGACGUUUCUUUAAAAUUAAUUUCUAUGCGGUUCAUUAGCCCAAAUAAAAGCAAGGCAGCGAGCUAUCAUAGCGUCCAGCUAACCGCAACAACGACACCGAAGUCUCCUCAAAGAUUGAUUGGCUGUCUCUGUGAGCCAUCACUGCCCUCCUUGGCCAGAACCUGUGUGCUAUUGGUUCUUGGGCUGGGUAGUGGCAGAUGGAGCCUGUAUUAGCCUGUGGGAGUGCGGCCAGGUUGAGGAGCCAGUGGGACCGUGAUGGGGGACUGGGUCAGCAUGACCAAGCCAUGAAGUUCCUGGGCCAGGACUUUGAGUCUUUGAAAGCUGAAUGCCUCCGCAACCACUGCCUCUUCCAGGAUGAAGCCUUCCCACCCCAGGCCUCCUCGCUGGGCUUCAAGGAGCUCGGACCCCGCUCCCCAAAAAUACAGGGGGUUGGGUGGAUGCGCCCCACAGAGCUUUGCUCAAAUCCCCAGUUCAUUGUGGAUGGUGCAACUCGCACGGAUGUCUGUCAAGGAGCUCUUGGUGACUGCUGGCUUCUGGCGGCCAUUGCAAGUCUGACCCUGAACGAAGAUCUGUUGCAUCGCGUGGUGCCACAUGGACAGUGCUUCGACCGGGAAUACGCUGGAAUCUUCCACUUUCAGAUCUGGCAGUUUGGCGAGUGGGUGGACGUGGUGAUUGAUGACCGGCUGCCCGUGAAAGAUGGGAAGCUGCUUUUUGUCCACUCUGCUGAGGGGGCAGAGUUUUGGAGCGCCCUGCUGGAGAAGGCCUAUGCCAAGCUGAAUGGCAGCUAUGAGGCCCUAUCGGGUGGCAGCACGUCGGAAGGCUUUGAGGAUUUCACAGGGGGGGUGACUGAAAUGUACGAGCUGAAGAAAGCCCCCCCUGACCUCUACAGCAUCAUGGGCCGAGCAGUGGAGAGGGGAUCUCUGCUGGGCUGCUCCAUAGAUAUUACCAGCAUGUUCGACAUGGAGGCGGUGACCUUUAAGAAGCUGGUGAAAGGCCACGCCUACUCCAUCACUGGGGUUGAUGAGGUGACAUACAAGGGGAACCCCACAAAACUGGUUAGGAUCCGAAACCCAUGGGGGGAGGUGGAGUGGACAGGGCCCUGGAGUGACAACUCAAAGGAGUGGGGCUCUGUGGACCAGGCUGUGAGAGCUCGACUGUACAACCGCAGUGAAGAUGGAGAGUUCUGGAUGUCUUUCAGCGACUUCUUGCGGGAGUUCAGUCGCUUGGAGAUCUGUAAUCUGACAGCGGACACACUGCAGUCAGACGAGUUGAAGAAGUGGAGUUCCGCACUGUACCAGGGCGAGUGGAGGAGGGGCAGCACUGCUGGGGGCUGCAGGAACUACCCCGCAACAUUCUGGAUAAACCCUCAGUUUAAGGUCGAGCUGCAGCAUCCCGACACCGAGGGCCAAUCAGACUGCAGCUUCGUGCUAGCGCUGAUGCAAAAGGAUCGCCGUCGGAAACGCCGGGAGGGGAAGGACAUGGAAACAAUAGGAUUCGCUGUGUAUGAGGUCCCCGCUGAGUUUUUGGGCAGGGCAGGUGUGCACCUCAAACGGGACUUCUUUCUAACGCACGGCUCGAAAGCGCGCUCCGAGCUGUUCAUCAACCUGCGGGAGGUGAGCACCCGCGUUCGGCUGCCGGCCGGCGAGUACAUCGUGGUGCCGUCCACAUUCGAGCCCCAGAAGGAGGCCGACUUUGUGCUCAGAGUCUUCUCCGAGAAACCGGCCGACUACCAGGAACUGGAUGAUGACGUCACAGCCGACCUUCCUGAGGAGGCCCUGUUGGAUGAGAGCCAGAUUGAUCAGGGUUUCAAGAAUCUCUUCAAACAACUGGCUGGAGAGGGAAUGACGAUCAAUACAGCCAAACUGCAGAUUAUUCUGAACAGAGUCACCAGCAAGCAUAAAGACCUGAAGACCAAUGGCUUCAGUAAAGAGUCAUGUCGCAGCAUGGUUAAUCUCAUGGAUACAACAGGCAGCGGUACUCUGGGCAUGGCGGAGUUUCACGUGCUGUGGGAGAAGAUCAAGCGUUACCUGACGUUGUUUAGGCAGUUUGACGUGGACAAGUCCGGCACCAUGAGCUCCUAUGAAAUGCGCUUGGCCCUUCAGUCUACUGGGUUCAAGCUGAACAACUACUUGUUCCAGCUGAUCAUCUUACGGUAUGCGGAGCCCGAAAACCUGAACGUGGACUUCGACAGCUUCCUCAACUGUCUGAUCCGCCUGGAGACCAUGUUCAAGACCUUUAGAAUACUGGACACCGAGGCCACUGGAGUCGUCUCCUUGAACUUUGACCAGUGGAUCACUCUGACCAUGUUUGCCUAGACGGACGGAUUCACAUCCAGGAGCCUCGCAAUCUCCUACCCCCCCUACCCAAAGUUUACUUUACAACGUGCCUUUGUUUUAGUAAUACUGGUACCAGCAGGGGGAUGCGGGUCAAAUCCUUGCAUGUGUGCUGCAAGACCAGCUUUAUAUUUAGCAGUGUGAUAAGCAUGCCAAGAUGUUACCUUUAAUCUGUAGCCUUUAACCCCUCGUGGCCCAAGAUGUGACUAGCUACCAAACCUUAAGAACCAGCUCAGGGAACUGAUCUACUCUAGCAGUUGUCCUGACAACAGGGGGCGACAUCACUUCCUGUGAAAGACUCUAGAAUGCUUUUCUGUGUAUUUUAUAAAACCAAAUACUGUUUAUGUAUAGAGCC
Conger conger (European conger) is the source of this 2714-nucleotide messenger RNA. Its product is annotated as calpain-1 catalytic subunit-like. The transcript has 22 exons. Gene Ontology annotation, cellular component: cytoplasm. Lineage: Eukaryota; Metazoa; Chordata; Actinopteri; Anguilliformes; Congridae. Gene Ontology annotation, molecular function: calcium-dependent cysteine-type endopeptidase activity; calcium ion binding. Gene Ontology annotation, biological process: proteolysis. The record is from RefSeq and is a predicted model, not a curated record. Bases 224 to 2341 code for a protein of 705 amino acids.